AGUUCAUUGAAAUCUGUUGAGAAUUCAUCUUUGUAAAUUAAACAGAAAUGCACACGAACGAACCGAUUAUCAUGUCAUCAGCUCCAACCAGUUGUAGUAGAAGAUGCCUCAAUCUUUUGGAGAAAUGCAAGAACAUGAAGCACCUAAAGCAAGCUCAUGCACAAGCAUUCACUUGUUCCCUAACCAACAAUUCCUAUACCUUAAGCAGAAUCUUAGCCUUUUGCUCACACCCAACUCACGGAAAUCUUCACCAUGCUCGCAAACUCUUCCAACAUAUUCAAAACCCCACCAUUUGCAUUUACAACACCAUGAUCAAAGCUUUUCUUCUCAGAGACCAAAUCUUUGAAGUUUUUAAUCUAUACGUUACCAUGUUACAAAAUGGCAUGUACCCAGAUAAUUAUACGUUGCCUUAUGUGUUAAAAGCUUGUGCCAAGUUUGAGUCUCGUUUUCUUGGUGAAUUGGUUCAUGGGUAUUGUUUGAAACUAGGGUUUGGUGAUAUUAUUGUGGCUAAUUCUUUGAUUUUAAUGUAUUCUAGUGGGGUUUUUAGUGAUAUGAGAGCUGCUAGAUAUGUGUUUGAUGAAAUGCCGAGUCCAUGUGUUGUGUCGUGGACGUUAAUGAUUUCUGGGUUUGCUAAAGUGGGUGAUGUUGAGUCUGCAAGAUUGUUUUUUGAUCGUGCUUUAAGGAAAGAUAGAGGUGUAUGGGGUGCUAUGAUUUCUGGGUAUUUGCAUAAUAAUUGUUUUAAAGAGUGUUUGUACAUGUUUAAUGUGAUGCAAUUGGAUAGUAUAGUACCCGACGAGGGAAUUUUGUUAAGUAUAAUUUGUGCUUGUGCUCAGUUAGGUGCUUUGGAUAGUGGUAUUUGGGUUCAUAGAUUUACGGAAAGGCUAGGAUUGCAUCGCAGUAUCCGUUUGAUUACGGGUUUAAUCGAUAUGUAUGCGAAAUGUGGGAAUGUGGAUUUAGCUAAGAAGCUGUUUGAUGAAAUGCCUCAGAGAGACGUAGUUUGUUGGAAUGUCAUGAUUUCUGGUUUGGCAAUGCAUGGUGAUGCAGAAGGUGCGCUUAAGCUGUUUACGGAGAUGGAGGAGGCUGGGUUUAAGCCGGAUGAUGUUACAUUUAUAGCUAUUUUUUCUGCUUGUAGCUAUUCCGGCAUGGCUUAUGAGGGUUUAAGAGUGUUAGCUAAAAUGUGCAAUGUGUAUGGUAUUGAGCCUAAGAGUGAACACUAUGGAUGUAUGGUAGAUCUUCUUAGCCGAGCGGGACUCCUUGAAGAAGCGAAAGAAAUAAUUGAAAGAAUGCCUGUCGGUAGCAGUUCCUCUGAAGAAGCAGUAGCUUGGAGAGCAUUGCUAAGUGGGUGCUGCAAUCAGGGACAAGCCCAACUGGCGGAGGUUGCAGCUGAGAAACUGUUGCAGUUGGAAGUUCACAGUGGGGUGUAUGCUUUGCUUUCAAAUUUGUAUGCAACUACUGGGAGAUACGACGAGGCCAAAAGAAUAAAGAAGAUGAUGAGGAACAGAGGGAUUUACAAGUUACCGGGCUGUAGUUCAAUCAAGAUUAAUGGCAUCAUUCAUGAAUUUGUUGCAGGAGAGAAAACCCACAAACAAUUACAAGAUAUAGAAUUUAUUCUGCAAAAGAUAAACAAGGAAUUGAGAUUCCUUGAAUGUUAUUCUAAUCCAGUUCUUGUUGACCAUACAUGACAUGCUCUCUUGAAUA
Messenger RNA from Mercurialis annua (annual mercury), 1698 nucleotides. RefSeq names its product pentatricopeptide repeat-containing protein At2g20540-like. NCBI's taxonomy places the organism in Eukaryota, Viridiplantae, Streptophyta, Magnoliopsida, Malpighiales, Euphorbiaceae. Gene Ontology annotation, biological process: RNA modification. The coding region runs from base 48 to 1682 and encodes 544 amino acids. Gene Ontology annotation, molecular function: RNA binding; protein binding. The transcript has a single exon. The record is from RefSeq and is a predicted model, not a curated record.